This is a messenger RNA of Choloepus didactylus (southern two-toed sloth), 3288 nucleotides long. It is a transcript of the gene ADRA2B, whose product is annotated as adrenoceptor alpha 2B. The record is from RefSeq and is a predicted model, not a curated record. Gene Ontology annotation, molecular function: alpha2-adrenergic receptor activity. Gene Ontology annotation, biological process: regulation of vasoconstriction; regulation of smooth muscle contraction; adenylate cyclase-activating adrenergic receptor signaling pathway. The coding region runs from base 277 to 1599 and encodes 440 amino acids. The transcript has a single exon. Gene Ontology annotation, cellular component: membrane. Lineage: Eukaryota; Metazoa; Chordata; Mammalia; Pilosa; Megalonychidae.
CCCGCGCCCCACGGUGCGUCCAGCAGCCGCGCGGCCCAGGGCGCUGCGGUCCCCCGGCCCGGCCGGGGCAGGCGCAGCAGUGGGACAACUUGGCAAACUUCGGGGCGGACGGCAGGGACGCCGGGCGCCGCUGCAAGAGGAUGUAGGAGGGCGGUGGCCGGAGCCGGGCGUCCCCCGACCUCCGCGGCCCUCAGCCAUGGGGCUCCGGCGCCUUCCAGGCCGCCGUGGGGGCCACCCCCCGGUCUAGCCGAAGCCGGGCAGCGCGCUCGCCCCGCCAUGGACCACCAGGAGCCCUACUCGGUGCAGGCCACGGCGGCCAUUGCGGCGGUCACCACCUUCCUCAUCAUCUUCACCAUCUUCGGCAACGCCCUGGUCAUCCUGGCCGUGCUGACCAGCCGCUCUCUGCGCGCGCCGCAGAACCUCUUCCUGGUGUCGCUGGCGGCCGCCGACAUCCUGGUGGCCACGCUCAUCAUCCCCUUCUCGCUGGCCAACGAGCUGCUGGGCUACUGGUACUUCCGGCGCACGUGGUGCGAGGUGUACCUGGCGCUGGACGUGCUCUUCUGCACGUCGUCCAUCGUGCACCUCUGCGCCAUCAGCCUGGACCGCUACUGGGCCGUGAGCCGCGCGCUCGAGUACAACUCCAAGCGCACGCCGCGCCGCAUCAAGCGCACCAUCCUGGUCGUGUGGCUCAUCGCGGCCGCCAUCUCGCUUCCGCCCCUCGUCUACAAGGGGGACCCGGGCCCCCAGCCCCGCGGGCGCCCCCAGUGCAAGCUCAACCAGGAGGCCUGGUACAUCCUGGCCUCCAGCGUCGGCUCCUUCUUCGCGCCCUGCCUCAUCAUGGUCCUCGUCUACCUGCGCAUCUACCUGAUCGCCAAGCGCAGCCACCGCCGCGGCCCCAGGGCCAAGGGUGCGCCCGGGGAGGCCAGGCAGCCCCGCCCCCUUCCGGAGGGGGCUGCGGCUGCAGCCAAGGGGCCCACCCUGGCCUCUCCUGGGACCACUGGUGUAGAAGCCACUGGCCACUCCCAGGCUACGGAGGAGGACGAGGAGGGGGGCGCCCCGGAAGAUCCUGGGGCCCAGGCCUUGCCACCCGGCUGGCCUGCCCUUCCCAGCCCAGGCCAGGGCCCGACGGAGGGCGCCGGCGGGGCCUCUCCGGAACAGGAGGCCGGGGGAGACGGUGAGCCCGAGGUCCCCCCGGCCUCCCCUGCCCCUGCUGGCAGCCCCCCGCUGCCACCACCUCAGGGCUCCCGGGUGCUGGCCACCCUCCGCGGCCAGGUGCUCCUGGGCAGGGGUGCAGGUGCGGUGAGUGGGCAGUGGUGGCGUCGGCGGGCGCAGCUGACGCGGGAGAAGCGCUUCACCUUCGUGCUGGCCGUGGUCAUCGGGGUCUUCGUCCUCUGCUGGUUCCCCUUCUUCUUCAGCUACAGCCUGGGCGCCAUCUGCCCACAGCACUGCAAGGUGCCCCCCGGCCUCUUCCAGUUCUUCUUCUGGAUCGGCUACUGCAACAGCUCGCUCAACCCCGUCAUCUACACCAUCUUCAACCAGGACUUCCGCCGCGCCUUCCGAAGGAUCCUUUGCCGCCGGUGGACCCAGACGGCCUCGUGAGCCCGCCGGCCUGCUGCCUGCCCGGGGUCAGUGCCAGGUGUGCCAGGGCCACCUGUGUCCUGGCCUCCUCGAUGUGCCGGCCUCCCUGGGGCUUUCUGGUGCCCACCUUGGUCCUGCGGGCCUCGCCUUGGAGCCCUCCGGGAUGGGGGUGCUGGAGUGCCCCUUGCAGCGUCCAUCUGAAGCCUCCCCUUGCUGACCGGCCGGGGGCUGGGGGGCUCUUCUCCCAAGUCCACCUGAGCACAGGUGGGUACAUGAGGCUCAGACCUCCCUGAAUGCAGGUGAGGCCAGGCGAGAAGCGAGGCCUUCCCUUCCAGAACCCCGGCCCCUACAAGCCAACAGACGGACACCCCUUCCUCAAGGACCCCGGUUUCCCUGGCUGGACUCUUGCUUGUGAUGCUUUUGCUUGUUUCUCCUCUUCCCCCCAAAGAGCAGGACACCAACCUUCCACUGCCCCUAGGCGAGCCUGUUGCUGAGGAGGGGGCAGAAACAGAGACCCUUCAACCCUCCGGGCACCCGUGGGCCCCUUCAGGCUGGGUGGGGGGUUGGGGGCUGGCAUUGUGUCUGGGCCCUUCUCUCCUGCCCCCCUGCUUUUGAACUUUUAGCUCCUUUAAAGCCCAGAACCGUGGACUAGUUUCUGCGCCCGGCAUACCUCUGGGAGUCGGGGGCUCGCGGUCAUCACGGUGGGGUCUAGAGGCCUGGCCUCUGCCUCGGCGGCAGACCCCCGAUCGCUGGCAUCUAGCCCCUGCCCACACUAGCGACAGUCACUGGCCGCCUACUUGCCAGGAGAUGAAAGGUUUUGCAGAAAGCUUUGAGCUCUGUGGGGGGGAUGCUAAAGAACCAGAAAAUGUGAUUAUCCGGUGAUAUAAAAAAGUCCCCUUUCUGUGUGUUUGCCACCACCCGUCUCCCUAUAGACUUUUGUUCUGUGCCUGGGGUGUGUGAAUUCCUACCCUGAGCUGGAAGCCGGGAGUGGCAGACAGAAUCCCUGCUUAGUUAAAGGAUCUCUGAGAAUGUGUGCGUGUUCUGCAAACGUUUGCAACAUUAGGCCUCAUGAUGGCUUCUCGACAUUUCACCUGCAACACCAAGAGGGGUUUCAGUGGCUUUGGGCCCCAGUGGGAGGCAAACUGUCUCCCCAAGAGAGCUAAAAAUACCCAUACAUGGGACAGUCUGGGAUGAGCGGCUGUGGUGGGGGGACGGAUCCCACAGGCGGGGUGCUGGGGCCGGAGCAGGUGAGCAGGGUCCCUGUCGACAAGGGCUCCUACCCCGGGUGGGUGUCAGCUGACCAGCUCGCACCUGACUGCAUGGCCCCACCCAGCUGGGGGCUCCGGGGACCUCUCCCUGCUGGCUCUCCCCGUCCUCAGACCCUGGCACCUGGAAAGGGGGAGCCCGGCACCUGGACUCAGCAGCUUUGGCUCGUGGGGCUUAUGGGGCAGAGCGGGCAGCUGCUGUUGUCACUGCAGGGGCUGGCCGGGACGGGAGGGGAGGCGGUGUCCGGCUGGUUCCCGGGCCCCGGUUGUGGGGCCUUGGCCCGGGGCGGGGCUGGCUGGGCACAUCUGCUGGCUGGUCUUGUGUGUGCCCCGUGCGGGACCCCGUGGGACCCCUGGCACUGCUGCCUGUGGCCUGCUUGUCGUAACCUGCAGGUGUUUUUACAAAGUCUGACCUAUUUUAUCAAUAAAGGAUAUUUUGUAAUAA